Calypte anna (Anna's hummingbird) is the source of this 1986-nucleotide messenger RNA. It is a transcript of the gene OPN4, whose product is annotated as opsin 4. Gene Ontology annotation, cellular component: membrane. Gene Ontology annotation, molecular function: G protein-coupled receptor activity. NCBI's taxonomy places the organism in Eukaryota, Metazoa, Chordata, Aves, Apodiformes, Trochilidae. The record is from RefSeq and is a predicted model, not a curated record. Gene Ontology annotation, biological process: visual perception; G protein-coupled receptor signaling pathway.
AUGGAUUAUGGCAGAGCAGUAGAUACAGUCUAUCUUGAUUUCAGUAAUGCAUUUGAUACCAUAUCCAACAGCAUCCUUGGAGCUAAACUGGAGAAGUGUGGCCUGGAUGACGAAGCAGUGAGGUGGAUUGGGAGCUGCUUGAAGCAUAGAAGCCAGAGAGUUGCAGUCAAUGGGAUGGAGUCUGGUUGGAAAUCUGUUUCUAGUGAAGUCCCUCAAGGGUCAGUGCUGGGACCAGUACAAUUCAAUAUAUUUAUUGAUGACCUGGAUGAGGGAGUAGAAUGUACUAUCACCAAGUCUGCUGAUGACACAGAAGUGGGUUUUGUUCACCUGAACAAUCAGCCCAUUCAGAGGGGGAUCUCUUGUCCCACUGAAGACCCAAGCAGCACCAAAACUGUGCAGUUCUUCAGUGCAUGGAAUGACUUGGAAGCCAAUGCCUGCAACAUGAUGGAUGUGCCCCUUAGAGCCCCAACAAUGACAGUGCAAGAUGUUCCUGGUGCCUUUCCUACAGUGGAUGUCCCAGACCAUGCCCAUUAUACGAUUGGAGUGAUCAUUCUUAUAGUGGGGAUCACAGGAACUCUGGGUAAUUUCCUGGUCAUCUAUGCUUUCUGCAGGAGUAGGAGCCUUCAGACACCAGCCAAUGUAUUCAUCAUCAAUCUAGCUGUUAGUGACUUCCUGAUGUCCCUUACACAGUCUCCGGUUUUUUUCACCAACAGCCUCCACAAACGAUGGAUUUUUGGUGAGAAAGGCUGUGAGCUGUAUGCCUUCUGCGGAGCUCUUUUUGGCAUUACAUCCAUGAUCACUUUGAUGGUGAUUGCCUUGGACAGAUACUUUGUCAUCACAAAACCUCUGGCUUCUGUUGGAGUGACAUCCAAGAAGAAGGCCCUAAUAAUCCUGGUCGGAGUCUGGCUGUACUCUUUGGCUUGGAGCCUCCCACCCUUCUUUGGAUGGAGUGCAUAUGUUCCUGAAGGUCUGCUGACUUCCUGCUCCUGGGACUACACAACUUUCACACCAUCAGUCCGUGCCUACACAAUGCUGCUUUUCUGCUUUGUCUUCUUCAUUCCUUUGAUUGCUAUCAUAUACAGCUAUGUUUUUAUAUUUGAGGCUAUCAAGAAGGCAAACAAGUCUGUUCAGACAUUUGGAUGCAAACACAGAAAUAAAGAGUUCCAGAAACAGUAUCAGAGGAUGAGAAAUGAGUGGAAGAUGGCCAAAAUUGCACUGAUUGUCAUCUUGCUUUAUGUCAUUUCCUGGUCACCAUACUCUGUUGUUGCUCUAGUAGCUUUUGCUGGGUAUUCUCAUGUCCUAACACCCUUCAUGAACUCCAUACCAGCUGUGAUUGCCAAAGCUUCUGUCAUCCAUAAUCCCAUCAUCUAUGCCCUGAGUCACCCCAAAUACAGAACAGCCAUUGCAACAUAUGUUCCUUGCCUUGGAUUCCUGAUGAGAGUUUCUCCUAAAGACUCACGGUCUUUCAGCAGUUACCCCUCCUCCAGACGAGCAACCAUAACCAGCCAGUCCUCUGAGGUGAGUGGGCUGCAGAGAGGGAAAAGCCAACUGUCUCCUGUCUCUGACAGUGAUUCAAGCUAUACUGACACAGAAAUGGACAAUGCCAGUAUGCUCUCCAGACUUGCUAGCAGACAGAUUUCCUAUGAAACGGGUAAAGACACAACUCAAACCAGUGACCCAAGAGCCAAACCUAAACUGAGGAGCCACGAUUCUGGCAUAUGUGAGAAGACAUUUGUAGAUGCUGAUGAGAUAUCUAUGGUGGAACUGAAUGCCACAGAGUAUACUGCUACACCUACUGGAGGUGACAGCAUUAAUGUUACUGGACAAAGAAAAGGAGAGUCUCACCACAGACCAUCUGCAGCCCAGAUACCCAGCAUUAAAAUAACAUACAGCAAUGUCCAAAGAGAGGAGCUGCCUUAUGAAUACAACUCUGAUUUCCUGUACCCUAAGACCAACAGCCAGCAGAACAAGAAGUCAAACAGCUAA